This is a messenger RNA of Hevea brasiliensis (rubber tree), 2412 nucleotides long. RefSeq lists its product as uncharacterized. NCBI's taxonomy places the organism in Eukaryota, Viridiplantae, Streptophyta, Magnoliopsida, Malpighiales, Euphorbiaceae. The transcript has 5 exons. The record is from RefSeq and is a predicted model, not a curated record. The coding region runs from base 1 to 2412 and encodes 803 amino acids.
AUGAGAAGAGACUUGAAUGAGUUGAAAGGUUUGAGAUCUGAUGUGAAUAGGAUGAUGGAAUAUAUGAUGGGUAAUGAAAGGGAAAGCAGAAAUAGGAGAGAAGAAGUAGGAGUGGAUGUGGGAGAUGGAGGUAGAGUUGGAAGGGGAAUUCAGGUAGAACCUAGGAUGGAGGAGCAAGAAGAGUUGAAUUGGUAUGAUGAUGAGUUUGAGGAAGUGUUUGAGUAUGGUAACCAUCACUUUGAUGGUAGGAGGUUUUGGCCACCAAGGAGGAGAGGUGUUAGAGGUAGGAGAGGAGGAAGACAACUUAGAUUUGAUAACUAUGGUGAGAGAGAGAUGCACCAUGAGAGGGUUGAUGCCAAUGUGGGAAGCAUAAAGAUGAAGAUACCUCCUUUUCAUGGUAAGGAGGAUGCCAAAGCUUAUAUUGAAUGGGAGAGGCAAAUUGAAAUGAUUUUUGAGUGCCAUAAUUGUAGUGAGGAGAAGAAAGUUAAGUUGGCAGCAGUUGAGUUCAAGGAUUUUGCAUUGGGUUGGUGGGAUCAAUUACUUGCAAGGAGGAGAAGACAUGGCUUGAGGGGUGUUACUACUUGGGCCGAAAUGAGGGAGAUCUUGAGGGAAUGGGCUGAAGUAAAGGAGGAUGAAGAGGCCACCAUGGUUCGAUUGUUAAAUGGGUUGAAUCCCUACAUUGCUUACAUGGUUGACUUGCAAAAUUAUAGAAAAGUAAAGCAAAUGAUGCAAGUAGCCAUCAAAAUAGAAAAGGAGAUGAAGAGAAAGUGGGCUGCCAAAAAUAAAUGGAACACUCAAUCAUCAUACAAUUCGGCUUCCAAUGCACCAUGGAAACCGAAUUGGAGUGGAACACCUAAAGUGGAAAAAGAUGCUCCAAAAGUGAAGAAGGAGGAGUGGAAAGGAAGAAGGAAGAUGAAAGGAAAAGUAAAAGAGAAAAAUAAGAAGGUGGAAAAUAGAGCAAGGGAUGUGAAGUGGUUCAAGUGUUUGGGAAGGAGGCAUUAUUCCAAUGAGUGUCCAAACAGGAGAGUAAAGUUUAUUAGAGAAGAUAGAGAAUGGGAGAGUGGUGAAGAAAAGACCGAAGAGAGUACUAGUGAUGAUAGUGAUGAUGGGUAUCUUAAUAAGGGAGAGCAAGCUCCCGUGGAUGGUAAUGUCCUUGUCACAAUGCGCACCUUGAGUGCACAAGUCAGUUUGGGUGAUGGAGAUGAGGUGCAAAGUGACAAUAUUUUCCAUACUAGAUGUUUGGUGAAUGAGAAACUAUGUAGUGUGAUUAUGGAUAGUGGUAGUUACUAUAAUGUUGCUAGUAGCUUAUUCGUUGUAGUGCCUUUUAGCAUUGGGAGGUACCAUGAUGAGGUAGUUUGUGAUGUGGUGCCUAUGGUAGCUACCCAUUUAUUAUUGGGCUGUCUAUGGCAAUUUGAUAGAAAUGUGGUUCAUGAUGGGAAAAAUAACAAGUAUACAGUUUUGAAAGAUGGUCGAACCUACACCUUGCUUCCUUUGUCACUAUCUCAAGUGCAUGAAGAACAAGUGAGGAUCUUAAAAUUAGUUGAGGAAAAGAAAGAUUGGAGAGAAAAUUUGAGCGAGGCCGAGCUUGAUGAGAGGAAAAAUGAGAGGAGAGUGAGAGCAAAAGAAGAAUUUGAGGAUGUGUUUCCAGAUGAUCUUCCUUUGGGUUUGCCACUAAUUGAGGAGAUAGAACACCAAAUUGACCUCAUUUUGGGUGCUCCAAUUCCAAACAGACCAGCAUAUAAGAGUAAUCCUAAGGAGACAAAAGAACUACAAAGGCAAGUGGGGGAACUUUUAGCAAAGGGCUAUGAGCGUGAAAAUAGAGUUAUCUUUCUUGGUUAUGUUGUGAGUAGCAGAGGUGUGGAAGUAGAUGAGCAAAAGGUCAUAGCCAUUAGGGAUUGGCCAACUCCUAAAAAUGCAUCUGAAGUUAGGAGUUUUCAUGGAUUGGCUAGUUCCUAUAGGAGAUUUAUGCCUAAUUUUAGUACUAUUGCUGCUCCUUUCAAUGAACUUGUGAAAAAGGAUGUUGUGUUUGAAUGGAAAAAGAAGCCUGAAAAUGCAUUUGCUGAAUUGAAAGAAAAAUUAAGCACUACACCAUUGUUGAGCUUACCUGAUUUUGAUAAAAUGUUUGAAAUUGAAUGUGAUGCUAGUGGUGUAAGUACAGGUGCAGUUCUGAUGCAUGAGAAAUGCCCUAUUGCAUAUUUUAGUGAGAAAUUGAAUGGUGCUGCCUUAAAUUACUCUACUUAUGACAAAGAAAUGUAUGCACUUGUUAGGGCCUUGGAAACUUGGCAACAUUAUUUGUGGCCUAAAGAGUUUGUCAUACAUUCUGAUCUUGAAUCAUUGAAGCAUCUUAAGAAUCAAAAUAAGUUGAGUAAAAGGCAUGCUAAAUGGAUUACUUUUGUUUAUUCAUUUCCAUAG